CAAGAAUGUGUAUUUUACCAAUCUCCAUACAACAUUACGCCUGGAGCGUAUCCAGUAAUUUGGAAAAUACCUGGAAACGAAGUUUUUAGUACACCCGAAUUCAAGCAAGUCAACAGUUCUAUCGAUUGGAGUAAGGUACCUAAUAUUGCUCCUCGUAAAAUGGUCAAUGGGAUUUUUGAUUCGAGUACUUAUCCUGCUACCGACCCAGACUGUUGGUGGUCCUAUAAAUUGUGCACAACGCCCAAUCCUAGCACUGGACUGAAAGCUGAUUAUAGUAUUUGCCCUGAACCUG
Racocetra persica is the source of this 292-nucleotide messenger RNA. NCBI's taxonomy places the organism in Eukaryota, Fungi, Glomeromycota, Glomeromycetes, Diversisporales, Gigasporaceae. The record is from the annotation of a GenBank genome assembly.